CAUUGCACAUGUACAUAAAAUUGUUUUUGUGAAACGUUUUUCUUUCUAAUUACAAUAAUAUAAUGUGGAACUAAACAUGGAAAAUUAUUCAAGUCAAUAUAUUUCUCUAGCACGGACAAUGAAAAUAUAAGAAAUAAAAUUAGUUACCAUUAAUAAUACGGUUUGCGCACUAAACCAAUUAACUCCCAAUAUGUACAAGCAUCUCACAAUCCCGCUAAAUGUUCCGAAAAUUUCAAAAUACUGGACAUCUGGCCAAGACUUGAAAUGUUUGCUGUCACACCAAAAGCCUUGUAUUUGUAAUGCCAAAUCAAUCCAAAAGGAGUUUUCGAGAAAUUUUCAUCAUUUCCAACCUAGACGAUCAAGCGGAGUAGGUGUAUUAUUAAACCUAAAUUCCUAUAGUAAUAAUUCCAGGAGUUUUUGGUCCAAUCCAAUAAAACAAGAGAAGAAAAUACCUAGACUAAUACUCUUGCAAAAUCCUUGGACUUGGUUCAUGGUGAAACUAGAUUUUACUGUGUUGAGGAAUCUGUGGGACCCUACGUUUCAUGAAAAGGAAUUCAAAUAUGGUGCAACACAGGCUAUAUACCGAGUGACUCAGGUCAUCAGCGAAGGCCAAAUGACGGAACUGAAUGGCCUGCUGACGAGAGCGGCCAGGUUCAGCCUGCUACGAGAGUUGGAUCGCAACUGGCCUGAAAAACAGAGGCCAUUGUUGGCAUUGAAGGGGGACGAUAUACAAAUUUCGACGCCGCGAAAAGUCUAUUUCAUAAGAAUCGCAGACAAGAAAUAUUGCGACGUGGAUAUGGCUUUUUUAGCCUUAAAAUGGGCUCCAAUAAAUAGCGUAGAAGCCCUAAUAUUUGCUGAGAUAUUUGCCCGCUUCCAUCGGGAAUACACGCCAGCCAGUAUUCCGGAAUGGACGAUAGCCUUCUUCAAAAUAGCCCGAUUUCAAGUACUACGUCACAGUAAAAAUAAUAACGUUAAGAAACCCGACCAGAAAUAAGAGAUAAAAGAAAAACGUUUGUAAAAAUAUUUGCA
This is a messenger RNA of Aricia agestis (brown argus), 1029 nucleotides long. Its product is annotated as m-AAA protease-interacting protein 1, mitochondrial-like. Bases 191 to 994 code for a protein of 267 amino acids. Gene Ontology annotation, biological process: protein insertion into mitochondrial inner membrane from matrix; inner mitochondrial membrane organization. Gene Ontology annotation, cellular component: mitochondrial inner membrane. The transcript has 4 exons. Gene Ontology annotation, molecular function: ribosome binding. NCBI's taxonomy places the organism in Eukaryota, Metazoa, Arthropoda, Insecta, Lepidoptera, Lycaenidae. The record is from RefSeq and is a predicted model, not a curated record.